AAGGUAUUUGGGGUCCAAAUCUUCAUAAUCUACUUGUAUUUGAGCGGAGCACGCUGCACUAAACCAAUUCAAGCGGCUCUAUAUGGCGAUUUCUAGCUUUUCGUCCACGGGCAGGUCUCUUGCACUCCUUGCUUCCAAUCCUUCUCUGUCAUCACCACCCACAACAAAUUCAAAAUUUCUUAGUAGUCUUUCUUUCGCCCGUACAACUGCUUCUUUCACCUUACAGAAAAUUACUGUAAAUUGUAAAGCUACAGCCCAGACUGGGCCGAUAGAGGGGAAGCAUGCUGUUGCAGACACACAAAUUGUUCAUCUCCAGCCCUCGGCAGCACAAAUUGUGAAAGAAUUCUACGCUAGGAUUAAUCGCCAUGAAGUAGAAUCAGUAGGAGAUCUUUUAGCAGAGAGUUGCGUGUACGAGGACCUCGUUUUUCCCCAGCCUUUCGUGGGCAAGAAGGAUAUUCUCGACUUUUUUAAGAGGUUCACUGAUGCUGUGAGUACAGACUUGCAAUUUGUGAUUGAUGAUAUCACCAGUCAGGAUGCAUCUGCUGUUGGGGUAACAUGGCACCUUGAGUGGAGAGGAAAAACUUUUCCAUUCAGCAAAGGGUGCAGUUUUUAUCGUUGUGAAAUAUUUGAAGGAAAACGGCAAAUAAUUUAUGGAAGAGAUAGUGUCGAGCCUGCUACAAAGCCUGGUGAUAUGGCACUGGUUGCUAUUAAAGCAGUAACAUCAUUGUUGGAGCGAUUUCCUUUGCUAGCUGAAAGGUUUUAACCGCAUUCUUGGAAGCCUCCCUAAUGAAGUUCUUGCUGACGACCUAUUCUAUGUCUCUAUUUUAGCUCUUUGUUUAUAACUUUGAAAAAAUACUUAUGAGAAAUCUUAAGUGGUCUGUGGAUGUUUUUAACUAUUCACAAUGUGUAAAAGCUUGUUCUAGGAUUACAUCAGAGUUUCAGUCUGUGUACGAGAAUUUAUGGACCAGCUAAUGUUAAUCCAUUUAUGUCUACAACAAUUGUGACU
Molecule: messenger RNA, 1006 nt
Organism: Cryptomeria japonica (Japanese cedar)
Lineage: Eukaryota; Viridiplantae; Streptophyta; Pinopsida; Cupressales; Cupressaceae
Exons: 5
Coding region: 83-763 (226 amino acids)
Source: RefSeq, a predicted model, not a curated record